UCUGACCUAACAAGCAAAACCCAGCAAAUGAGUUGUAAAAAUAACCCAGGAUUUUUACAGUGUAUUACAGUACAGCGUCUCGAGUGCGCCAGAAGAACAGAAUCCCGACUGAACCGUGUGAAGAAGCGGUUAACGGUGUUAAGCGCUGGAACUUGAGCUCGCGCGCGACUCUACCGCCGCCUGGUGUGAGCAGGCGGAAGUGCACUGUCACUCACCGCGGCGUGCAGAGACUUCUGGGAUGCUGGAGGAAUGCUGGAGGCGGGGCUCCAGAUAGCCAGGUGUUAGGACAGAGAUCGCUGCUGCUGUGCUUUUAUCAUUCCGCUAGAAUAACACAUCAGCCUUAACUGGCGUCGAGCCGCACGCUAUUUAAGUUGUGUGUGAGUGUGUGUGUGUGUGUGUGUGUGUGAGAGAGAGAUUCAUCGUCGGUGCAAAGCCGUCGCCUUUUAUUCACGACGCGUCCUGCAGGGAGGAACAUUUGUUUUUUUUUUUCACGGAAGUUAAACAGCUUCCCUCGUGUUAUCAGGCGCUUGUGUUUGAUGUGAAGAGGUACAAUGUUAUUGAGGAGUGGUGCUGUUGUUGCUGUAGUGUUGCUCGCCGGCUUGGUCUUGGCUGCAGCAGAUGACAGUGAGACGGAGAAAAAUGUCGCGGAGUUAGAGGUGGAAACGCUGGCAAAGCCGGAGACAUGCACAGUAACAGCAGUGAUGGGGGACACGCUUCAUAUCCAUUACACGGGGCGGCUUUUGGACGGGAAGGUGAUAGACUCCUCUCUGUCCCGUGAUCCACUGGUGGUCGAACUUGGGAAGCGAACUGUCAUCUCAGGUCUAGAACAAGCCCUGGUUGGUGUCUGUGAAGGACAAAAAAUCAAGGCCACCAUUCCUGCACAUCUAGCAUAUGGAAAAAGAGGAUACCCUCCAACUAUCCCAGGUGACUCCGCUCUGGAGUUCGAGGUGGAGGUGAUCUCCCUGGUGCAGCAGACGCCAUGGCAGAAGCUGGUGAAUGAUGUCUUUCCUCUUGUGUGCCUGGCACUAGUUCCCACUUUACUGGGACUGGUGGGUCUCUACCUCUACAAGAAGGCCAACGCACAACCUCAAGGCAAGAAGAAGAGCAAGGACAAGAAGAGCAAGAAGAAAUAAAAAGGACAUGGAAGGAACAAUAAACUAUUUAAAUAAAAAAAUUAGAAAAUCUGAAAAAAAAAA
Pangasianodon hypophthalmus (striped catfish) is the source of this 1196-nucleotide messenger RNA. RefSeq names its product FKBP prolyl isomerase 11 (gene fkbp11). Gene Ontology annotation, biological process: protein peptidyl-prolyl isomerization. Gene Ontology annotation, molecular function: peptidyl-prolyl cis-trans isomerase activity. The transcript is spliced from 6 exons. Bases 552 to 1133 code for a protein of 193 amino acids. The record is from RefSeq and is a predicted model, not a curated record. NCBI's taxonomy places the organism in Eukaryota, Metazoa, Chordata, Actinopteri, Siluriformes, Pangasiidae.